Molecule: messenger RNA, 1522 nt
Organism: Patiria miniata (bat star)
Lineage: Eukaryota; Metazoa; Echinodermata; Asteroidea; Valvatida; Asterinidae
Gene: c11orf54
Product: ester hydrolase C11orf54-like
Exons: 8
Coding region: 179-1117 (312 amino acids)
Cellular component (GO): nucleus
Molecular function (GO): zinc ion binding; hydrolase activity, acting on ester bonds
Source: RefSeq, a predicted model, not a curated record
GAAUAUCCACCUUUACAUAGGGGUGGUAGCCAAAAAAGUGGAGCUAAAAAUAGCUCCAUAUCAGCUGGUCUGUGUCAACACGUGCCUCGAUUCUGGGCGAUAUCGAGAAUCCUUAGACGUGACUACGGCUACGCUGCACUUUUUGGUAGAUUGUUCAUAUAUUUUAUUAGGAUUGAUCAUGAGUUUGCCAGUAGAGAAGAAAGCCCUCCAUGUUCCAGAUCUGGAAGAGCUAGCGACAGUUCUGGAGGAUGGUUUGAAGUCAUAUUUUGCUUCGGUGUCCGUCAGCGUUGUGGAUUGUCCAGAUUUAAGUCAGCAGCCAUUCACUCUAGCAGCACCAGGAUUAUGUGGGAGUUCAAGGGCUGUGGAUGUAGGAGGAAUACCUAACAUUCAUCCGCUGCCCAAGCUUGAUAAGAUUUACGAUAUGGAAAAGGUCGCUGAGUUAGCAGACCUCCCUGGUGCGUUUAUGAUUGGGGCCGGGGCUGGGCCUUAUAAACACGUCGGAGUAAACAGUGAGCUGAUGCCAAACCUUGUAGCCUCAACAGCUGCUAAGGAAGGCAGCAAUUGCACACAUGACAUCAGACUAGACGUCGACAGUGGACAGCCAAUAUUGGAGAAAUGCUCGAGUACGGAGUGCGCCCUCAUGGUUAAUCUCUAUUGUUCAGAAGGCAAACCAGGAAAGGUAUUGGAAGUAAAAGCCAGCAAGAGAACUGGAGAGGCUGAUUUUGUGGCGGCCAUGAGGGAAGUGAUGAACGAGCGAUAUGGAGAGAAGCCGGUGGGAUUGGGCGGAAGUUUUAUGAUUGAACAAGGCAAAGCAUGGCUACAUAUCAUGCCUGAUUUCUGUCCAACUCCCAUCACCAGCAUUAAAGAAAACGAGGAGUGGCUGAAGUUUAUUGAGUUUGACGCACCGAUCAUCUGUCUCAGUGUCUUCUAUUCACAUGAUCCGGGGUUAGAUUUGAGGAUUGAGCAUACCCAUUGCUUCAGUCAUCAUGGUGCUGGGGGACAUUAUCACUAUGACACCACACCUGACGACGUUGUCUAUAGAGGAUACUUCCAUCCUGCUGAAUGGGUGUACCGGGUGGAUAGGCCUACCGAGAAAUGGGUACCAACGGAUAAAUAGAAUGGGUGUGUCAUGUGAAUAAGCCUACCAAGAAUUGGGUAUACCAACAUCGAAAAUUGAAUAUAUGUACAUGUACUCUGGGAUUUUUUAACCAGAAAUAUAUUGGGUGUUCUUUGUAUGGAUUAGGAGCAUUUGUUCUUGAAAUGAUAAAAGCUGUUUGUAGACAAAAGGGAGCAGUUGAUAUAUUACAGAUUCUCCAUCUUGAAAAGAUCAUUUUCCUUGAUUAAAUCAUCGAAAUUAUAGUUUGUAGUUAAAUAAAAAAUAUACAUGUAUAUAUAUUUAUAUAUAUCAGAUAUUCAUAUUGUUGAACUAGGGGUAUUUCCCCAAGAAUACAUUUCAGUUAUUUUGGAUAAUUUGUCAAUUUUAAUUGGUAAACAAAUAAAUUGUUUAUUGUUUUGUAUCCCU